AUGAGUAUAAUUCAUGCAAGAUCAUCGGUAUGCUUACCGAGAGAACGCGACAUCCCCACCCAAGGGGUAGCCACCCUUUCACGGUAAGUUUCCAAUCAGAAAACAACCCUAUUCCAGUGUAACUUCGGUCCCUAAUCUGUCUAAUCACCAUGUCGAUGCCAAAUACGCGCCUUCAACGUUGUACGGUCAUCGGUUAGAUCGUACUGCCGUAAGAAUUAAGCCUUACAUUCAAUAUAACUAAUUUUAGUGGGACGAUUAUUAUACCGACAACUUUGUCCACAACCCCACUGUCUACUGGCAAGACUACAGAUACAAUGCCCGAAGAUACCCCAACACCGACCCCAUCCCCAACAGCGGAGAGUUCGUGGUUCCUGGAUUCUGGUCACGUUACAAGUUCUACACCGAUUAUCUUAACCCUCAAUACUGGCGGAAAUACCGGGAUCCCUAUUAUGACAGACCUCUUUGGGAUUCAUGGAAACCAUAUCUCAUGGACAGAUACAACACCAAGAGAGCAAUUAAUAUGUAUAGACAGGUAUGCAUUCACUGUAAAAGUUGGAUAUUAUACUACGCACGUUUUUCAGGGUCUAAUUUCAUUCGAUUAUCUGGACAAAAAUUGGAUCGAACCCAGCGCGUUAUCUCGUAAGGACAAGGAUUGGGGAGACGUCUAUACACAGGCUGGUAAGUCAGGAUCGCCUCUGUUCAAAACUCUUCAUUUAAAGGUCGAUACGGGACACGAAGAUAUUUUUAUCAAUUCUCCCACUGA
Bursaphelenchus xylophilus (pine wood nematode) is the source of this 763-nucleotide messenger RNA. The record is from the annotation of a GenBank genome assembly. NCBI's taxonomy places the organism in Eukaryota, Metazoa, Nematoda, Chromadorea, Rhabditida, Aphelenchoididae.